Ichthyophthirius multifiliis is the source of this 8007-nucleotide messenger RNA. Its product is annotated as zinc finger LSD1 subclass family protein, putative. The transcript is spliced from 24 exons. Lineage: Eukaryota; Ciliophora; Oligohymenophorea; Hymenostomatida. The record is from RefSeq and is a predicted model, not a curated record. Gene Ontology annotation, molecular function: protein binding.
AUGAAAGUUUAUUAAAAAUUAUAAAAAAAGUUUUAUUUUUUUAUUUAACAUUAAUAUCUAAAUUAUAGCAUUUAAAUAAAAAUUAAUUUUUUGAAGAUAAAAACAUGGUUUAAAUAUAAAACAUAAUAUUCAGAAACAAAAAAUACGUUUUUAGAUAAUUUUGUUACUUAAAAUAGUAAUAAUAAUAAUAUAAAUUUAUUUGUUUUUUUUCUAAAUAAAAUAGUUUAUUAUAUUUAUUAUAUUAAAAAACAUAAAAUUGAAGAAUAUAAAAAAAAAAAUUAUAAAAUUUAAAUGAUAAAUAUUUCUAAUAUUAAUAUGUAUUUAAAAAAAUAAAUAUAAUAUAAUGUAAAUUACAAAACAAAAUGUAAAAAAAAAAUACAUAACAAUGACAAUAAAAAUAUUAUUUUUAAAAAUAGAUGUACUGAAACAGAAUAUGAUGAUGGAAAUAGUAAUUGUGUAGGGUGUACUUCACCAUGUUAUUCAUGUAGUGCUUCUGGUACAUCUAGUUGCACAGCAUGCCUUAAUGACAAAUAUUUGAAUGUAAAUUAAUGUUUAGAUAGUUGUCCUUCUUAAAAAUAUUCUGAUACAAACAAAAAUUGUUAAUAAUGUGAUACAUCUUGUGUGAAUUGUGAUGGCUCAGGUAGUAGUAAUUGCACAUCAUGCUUAGCAAGUAAAUACUUAAAUAGAAGUAAACAAUGUGUAGAUAAUUGCCCAGAUGGAGAUUACGCAGAUGCGAAUAGACGUUGUUAAUAGUGUGAUACAUCUUGUGUGAAUUGUGAUGGCUCAGGUAGUAGUAAUUGCACAUCAUGCUUAGCAAGUAAAUACUUAAAUAGAAGUAAACAAUGUGUAGAUAAUUGUCCAGAUGGAGAUUACGCAGAUGCGAAUAAACAUUGUUAAUAGUGUGAUACAUCUUGUGUGAAUUGUGAUGGCUCAGGAAGUAGUAAUUGCACAUCAUGCUUAGCAAGUAAAUACUUAAAUAGAAGUAAACAAUGUGUAGAUAAUUGUUCAGAUGGAGAUUACGCAGAUGCGAAUAAACAUUGUUAAUAGUGUGAUACAUCUUGUGUGAAUUGUGAUGGCUCAGGAAGUAGUAAUUGCACAUCAUGCUUAGCAAGUAAAUACUUAAAUAGAAGUAAACAAUGUGUAGAUAAUUGUUCAGAUGGAGAUUACGCAGAUGCGAAUAAACAUUGUUAAUAGUGUGAUACAUCUUGUGUGAAUUGUGAUGGCUCAGGUAGUAGUAAUUGUAUUUCAUGUAGUAAUUUAAAAUACUUAUAUUCUAAAUAAUGUUUAGCUAAUUGUCCUUCAUAAUACUAUCCUGAUAUAAAUCGAAUAUGUUAAUCAUGUAAUCAAGCAUGUGCAAAUUGUGAAGGACCAAGUAAUAGUGAUUGUACAUCAUGUGUAGCUGUUAAAUAUUUGAACAGAUAUUGUUUAUAAUGCGAUUCUAAUUGCUUUAAAUGUUCUGGUUCAUCAACUACAUGUAUUUAAUGUUCAGGAUCUUUAUUUUUGACAAAUUUUUAAUGUUUAAACAUUUGUAGUGAUGGAACUUAUAAAAAUAUAUUAAAUAAUAGUUGUUCUAAUUGUUAUUCUUUAUGUAAAAAAUGUGAUGGAUCUUUAACUACUAAUUGUACUGAGUGUUACAGUUAAUAUUUUAAAACUGCUUCUAAUACCUGUUAAGCAUGUAAUAAUACUUGUUUAACGUGUGAUGGCGUAGGAAGUUCUGAUUGUCUAUCAUGUUCCGGUUCAUUAUUUUUAAAUAAUAGUAAAUAAUGUGUAAGUAGAUGCAUUGAUGGAUAAUAUAAUAAUUUAACAAAUAAUUAAUGUGAGGGUUGUCAUAGUUCCUGUAAAACUUGUAAUGGAGGUUUAAUUUCAAAUUGUUUAAGGUAUUUUUAUUAAUAUCAAUUUAAUUUUUUUGCUUUUCUUUUUUUUAGUUGCAACGACUAAUUUUUUAAAGACACAGAUAAUAUAUGUAAACCUUGUGAUACUACAUGUUUUUAAUGUACAGGAAAUUCAGCUAAUUAAUGUACUGAAUGUAUAGGAUAACUAGCUUUAACCUAAACUAAAUAAUGUUUGAAUAUUUGUCCAGACGGAACAUUUAAAAUUAUAAAUGCAUGUAGUCCUUGUAAUAGUUCAUGUAAGACUUGUAAUGGAUCUUCUUAUAAUAAUUGCACAUCGUAUUUAUAGUUUAUAAUUAUUAAUAUUUAUUUAUAUUAUUUUCAUUAAAGUUGCAAUAUUAGAUUAUAUUUAAAUUCUAAUUAAUGCAUAGAUUGUCAUAGCAAAUGCUUAACUUGUGAAAAUGCAAACGCAACAGGUUGCCUAUCAUGUUCUGGUUCUUUAUUUUUGACAACUACAAAAGAAUGUUUAAGUACUUGUCCUGAUGGAACCUAUAAAAAUGCAACUAAUAAUUAAUGCACUACAUGUCAUACAUCAUGUAAAACUUGUACAGGAGGCUCUAAUUCUUAAUGCACUCUUUGCAGUGAUUCAUUUUUUAAAGAUACAGAUAGUUUCUGUAAAUCAUGUGAUACUACAUGCUAUUAAUGCACAGGAAGUUCAGCUACAUAAUGUUCCUAAUGUACAGGAUUAUUAGCUUUAACUGCAUCUGGUUAAUGUUUAAGUACUUGUCCUGAUGGAAAAUAUAAGAGCAAUAAUUCAUGCGUUUCUUGCGACAUUUCAUGUAAAAAGUGUAAUGGACCUUUGUCUACUAAUUGUAUCGAUUGCAAUAAUAAUUUCUAUUUAAAUAAUAAUUAAUGUAAUGCAUGUAAUAAUACAUGUUUAACUUGUGAUGAUAAUACAGCUUCUGGAUGUCUCUCAUGUUCAGGAUCUUUAUUUUUGAAUGCUUAAAAAUAAUGCGUUAGUACAUGUCCUGAUGGUAAAUAUAAAAACACUAUAAAUAAUUAAUGUUCAUCAUGUGAUAAUUCUUGUAAAACAUAUAAUUUAUGUAAACCAUGUGAAACUACAUGUUUUUAAUGUUCAGGAAGUUUGCCUACAUAAUGCACUGAAUGUAGUGGCUAAUUAGCUUUAAACUCAUUUAAUUAAUGUGUAAGUAAUUGUUUUGAUGGAAAAUAUAAAAGCAAUAACUUAUGUGUUUCAUGUAAUGCUUAAUGUAAAAAUUGUAGUGGACCUUUAUCUACUAAUUGUACUGAGUAACUAUAAAUUAUUAUUUAAAAUAUAUUUAUUUAUUUUUUUAGAUGUUUUAAUACAUUUUUUAAAAACACAAAUGAUGAAUGCUAAUCAUGUCAUUCUACGUGUUUAACUUGUGAAAAUGCAAACGCAACAGGUUGCCUAUCAUGUUCUGGUUCUUUAUUUUUGACAACUUCAAAAGAAUGUUUAAGUACUUGUCCUGAUGAAACCUAUAAAAAUGCAACUAAUAAUUAAUGCACUACAUGUCAUACAUCAUGUAAAACUUGUACAGGAGGCUCUAAUUCUUAAUGCACUCUUUGCAGUGAUUCAUUUUUUAAAGAUACAGAUAGUUUCUGUAAAUCAUGUGAUACUACAUGCUAUUAAUGCACAGGAAGUUCAGCUACAUAAUGUUCCUAAUGUACAGGAUUAUUAGCUUUAACUGCAUCUGGUUAAUGUUUAAGUACUUGUCCUGAUGGAAAAUAUAAGAGCAAUAAUUCAUGCGUUUCUUGCGACAUUUCAUGUAAAAAGUGUAAUGGACCUUUGUCUACUAAUUGUAUCGAUUGCAAUAAUAAUUUCUAUUUAAAUAAUAAUUAAUGUAAUGAAUGUAAUAAUACAUGUUUAACUUGUGAUGAUAAUACAGCUUCUGGAUGUCUCUCAUGUUCAGGAUCUUUAUUUUUGAAUGCUUAAAAAUAAUGCGUUAGUACAUGUCCUGAUGGUAAAUAUAAAAACACUAUAAAUAAUUAAUGUUCAUUAUGUGAUAAUUCUUGUAAAACAUGUAAUGGUUCAUCAAAUAAUUAAUGUUUAAGUUGUAUAGAUACAUUUUUUCUUGAUACAGACAAAAUGUGUAAAACCUGUGAUAUGACAUGUUUAUUAUGUACAGGAAAUUAAUCUAAUCAAUGUAUAAAAUGCACAGGUAAUUUAUUUUUAGAAAAUAAUUAAUGUUUAGCCAAUUGCUCAUCUGGAGGUUAUUUUAAAGAUACAGAUGAUUAAUGUUAUAAAUGCCAUUUUACAUGUACUAGUUGCAGUGGAUCAGCCUUUAAUUAAUGCACAUAAUGUUCAGGUAUUCUAUAUUUAAAUUCUGGUUAAUGUAUAUCUAUAUGUCCCGUUGGAAAAUUUAAAAAUAAUUUAAAUAAUCAAUGCUCUAAUUGUGCUAAUACUUGUAAAUAUUGUAAUAAUUCUACUAAUACAUAAUGCAUAUCGUAUUUAUAUUAAAAAUAAUUAAUAAAUAAUAAUUUUUUAUAUAGUUGCUAUGAUGGAAAUUUUUUAGAUUCAGGUUCUUGCUAAUCUUGUGAUAAUUCAUGUUUUAAUUGUUCAGGAAAUUUAAAUACUUAGUGCACUUAGUGUACAGGAUCACUAUAUUUGACGAUUAAUAAUGAAUGUCUAAGUGCAGCUCAAGCUGACGGAAAAUGUAAAGCUUGUGAUAGUACUUGCUUUAAUUGUACAGCGAACCUAAAUAACUAAUGCACUUAAUGUACUGGAACAUUAUAUUUCAAUAAUAAUUAAUGUAUAAGUAUAUGUCCAAAUGGUUAUUUUUAAAAAAAUAGUAAUAAUACUUGUACUGCAUGUCAUACUUCAUGCAAAAAUUGUACUGAUUCUAAUGCAACUUCAUGUACAGAAUGUUAUACUUCCUUUUAUUUAGAUAUUGAUAAUUCAUGUAAAACCUGUCACCCAACGUGUUUUAAUUGUAAUGGAAAUUUAGCUACUAAUUGUAUAUAAUGUUCUAAUACUACAUUUUUGAAUAUCAACUAAUGUUAAAAUUUCUGUCCAGACGGUAAAUACUAAAAUUUAUCAUUAAGAGAAUGCUCUAGUUGUAGUAUAUUAUGUAAAACAUGCACAGGACCUUCUUCUAAUGAAUGUUAAUCUACUACUUGUAAAAAUUGUAAUGGAAGUACUACUACUUCAUGCACUGAAUGCGAUAAUAAUUAUUUCCUUGAUAUUGAUAAUUCAUGUAAACCAUGUUAUUUUACAUGUUUAUAAUGUACAGGAAAUACAGCUACUUAAUGUACUAUGUGUACUUCAGGAUUAUAUUUGACAAAUAAUUAAUGUUUAGCUUAAUGCCCAAACGGUACAUAUUAAAAUUCAACAAAUAAUACAUGUAGUCCUUGUAAUAGUUUAUGCAAAAAUUGCUCAGGACCUUUAGUUUCUGAUUGUACUGAUUGUUUAGAUAGAUUUUAUUUAUAAAGUAAUUAAUGUUAUUAAUGCCAUUCAACAUGUUUUAAUUGUACAUCAAGCUUAGAAAAUUAAUGUACUUAAUGCACUGGUUCUCUAUAUUUAACAAAUAAUAAAUGUCUUAGUAUAUGUCCUGAAGGAUAAUAUGAAAAUAAUAUAAAUAACCAUUGUAAUGCAUGCCAUUCAAAUUGUAAAAAUUGUAUAGGACCAAAUAUUAAUUAAUGCACUGAGUAUUAAAAAAUAUAAAUAUAACAAAAUUUAUUUAAAUAUAAAUAAAAAAAAAAAAAUUAAAUUUUUAUAAAUAAAUAAAUAAAUAUAUUUAACAAAUUUAUAAAAAGAUGUUUUAAUUAAAAAUAUUUAUAUUCUGAUGGUACGUGUUUAUCAUGUAAUUCUGCUUGUUUUAAUUGCACAGGAAAUUCGAAUAAUUAAUGUACAUAGUGUACUGGAAAUUUAUAUUUAACUAAUAAUUAAUGUUUAAAUACAUGUCCAAAUAAUACAUUUAAAAAUUCGACUAAUAAUGAAUGCACAGCCUGCCAUUUAUCUUGCAAAAAUUGUAUUAAUUAAUAAGAUAGUUAAUGCACAGAAUGUAAAGCAUGUGAUACUACAUGUUAUAAUUGCACAGGAAGUUAAAAUUAUUAAUGUACAUAAUGUGUAGGAUCUCUUUUUUUAUCAAACAACUAGUGCAUAAAUUCAUGUCCUACCGGCACUUAUUAAAAUUUAAUAAAUUAAUAAUGUACCCCAUGCGAUUCUACUUGUAAAAAUUGCAACGGACCAAAUUAAAAUAAUUGCACAUAAUGUAAUAUUAAUUAUUAUUUAACAUCGAAUUAAUGUUUAGCUUGCCAUAGUACAUGCUUAACAUGUUCAAAUGCAAAUAAUAAUAGUUGCCUUUCAUGCGGAGGUACACUAUUUUUAUCAAAUGGUUAAUGUUUAACUGAUUGUCCAGUUGGUUAAAAUGAAAAUACAAUAAAUAAAGUAUGUACAAAUUGUCAUACUACAUGUAAGAAUUGUUCAGGAAUAAAUAUAUCUGAUUGUACUGAAUGUUUUGAUGGAUAUUUUAAAGAUAUAGACGGAAAAUGUAAACCAUGCGAUUCAACAUGUUUUAAUUGUAGCGGAAGUUUAUCUAAUUAAUGUAUUUAGUGUACCGGAAUUCUUUUUUUAUCAAAUAACUAUUGUUUAAGUUCAUGUCCAACUGGGCCAGAUAAUUAUUGUUAUGCAUGUGACUCUACAUGUUUAAAUUGCACAGGAGCAGCUAAUAAUUAAUGUACAGCAUGUGCUGGUUAAUUAUUUUUAGACAAUAAUUAAUGCAAAAAUAUUUGCCCAUAAGGAAAAUUUAAAAAUAUGUUAAAUAAUUAAUGUGUAUAAUGUCAUACUACAUGUAAAAACUGCACUAAUUCAGCAAUAAAUUAAUGCACUGAAUGUGAAUUAGGAUUUUAUUUAAAUUCAAAUAAUGAAUGUAAACCAUGUGAUUCUACAUGUUAUAAAUGUUUUGGAAAUUUGAAUAAUUAAUGUAAUGAAUGUACAGGAAGCCGUUUUUUGGUAAAUACUAGUGAAUGCUUAAAUACUUGUCCAACAAGAUUUUACAAAAACGUCGCUAAUAAUUAAUGUACUGCUUGUCAUAUUUCAUGUAAUGAUUGCACAGGUCCUAAUUAUACUCAAUGUUCUCGAUGCUUUGAUAAUUUUUAUAAAGACUCUAGUAAUAGAUGUCAACCUUGUAAUAAUACAUGUUUUAAUUGUUCUGCAAAUGCAGAUACUAAUUGUACAUAAUGUACAGGAACCUUUUUUUUGACUAAUAAUAGAUGUUUAAGUACAUGUCCGAGUGGCACAUAUAAAAAUACAGUUAUUAAUUUAUGUACUACAUGUCAUAUUUCAUGUAAAAUUGUACAGGAUCAUUAACUACUUAAUGCAAUCAAUUAAGCAUCUACAUCUUGCACAAGUUGUUUCGAUUCUUUUUUUUUAAACGCUAAUAACGAAUGUUAAGCCUGUCAUUCUUCAUGUUUUAACUGUUAUGGAUAAUAUGAUAAUAUGUGUACUUAAUGUUCAGGUACAUUAUUUUUAUUAAAUGGAAAAUGCUAAAGUACAUGUCCAGACGGCUAAUAUAGAAAUAUGACAAAUAACUAAUGUACAAAUUGUCAUACAUCAUGUAAAUUAUGUAAUGGAUCUACAAUAAAUUCGUGCACAUAAUGUUAUGAUAGAUACUAUUUAAAUGUAAAUAAUUAAUGUAUUCCUUGUUAUAGUGAUUGUUUUAAUUGCAAUGGAAUUCUUUCUAACAAUUGUAUUCAAUGUACUGGUUCUUUAUUUUUGAUUAAUAAUAUGUGCUAGAGUACAUGUCCAGAUAGCUUUUAUAAAAAUGCGAGUAAUAAUUAAUGUACUGUAUGUGAUUCUUCAUGUAAAAAUUGUACAGGAAACGAAAUUGAUAAGUGUACUUAGUGCUUUGAUAAUCGCUUUCUAGAUUCAGAUAAUAAAUGUAAAGCAUGUCAUACUAAUUGUUUUAAUUGUUUUUAUUUAUUCGAUAAUUAAUGUACAUAAUGUACAGGAACUAGAUUCUUAACAAAUGGUUAAUGCUUAUUAACAUGUCCCUUAUCUACAUAUAAAAACAUUUCCAAUAAUUAAUGUAGUAAUUGCCAUAGUAAAUGUAAAAAUUGUUCAGGGCCUAAUUUUAAUAAUUGCAUUGAGUAAAUUAAAAAAAAAAUAAAAAAAAAUAUAUAUAUAUAAUAGAUGUUUUGA